Molecule: messenger RNA, 1098 nt
Organism: Chlorella variabilis
Lineage: Eukaryota; Viridiplantae; Chlorophyta; Trebouxiophyceae; Chlorellales; Chlorellaceae
Exons: 7
Coding region: 1-1098 (365 amino acids)
Cellular component (GO): precatalytic spliceosome
Source: RefSeq, a predicted model, not a curated record
AUGGCGAACAGGACGGACAAGGAGGCGGCUGCCAUCCACGGCACCAACCCGCAGAACCUGAUCGAGUACAUCAGCCGGCAGAAGAUCUAUGACAGCAUCUAUUGGAAGCAGGAGUGCUUUGGGCUGUCGGCGGAGCGGCUGGUGGACAAGGCCGUGGAGAUCACAGAGGUGGGCGGCAUGCAGGGCGAGCCGCAGAAGCCCACCCACUUCAUCUGCCUCAUCCUCAAGAUGCUCCAGAUCCAGCCCGACAAGGACAUCGUGGUGGAGUUCAUCAAGAACGACGACUUCAAGUACCUGCGCCUGCUGGGCGCCUUCUACAUGCGGCUGGUGGGGCGCCCCCUGGACGUCUACCAGUACCUGGAGCCGCUGUACAACGACUACCGCAAGGUGCGCAUCCGCAACUUCCAGGGCAGGCAGGAGCUAGGGCACGUGGAUGAGCUCAUCGACGCCAUGCUGCACAAGGACCGGUUGUUUGGCAUCGCGCUGCCGCGCCUGCCCGCGCGCACGACGCUGGAGGGGGCGGGCCAGCUGGAGCCGCGCAUCUCGGUGCUGGAUGAAGAAUUUGAUGAGGCGGCGCUGGAGGAGCAGCAGGAGGAGCAGGCGGCGGCGCUGCAGCAGGCGGCGGCGGCCGCGGCGGCGGCGGAGCAGCAGGAGCAGCAGGAGCAGCAGCAGGCGCAGGGGGAGGAGGGAGAGGUGCGGGAGGAGGGCGACGGCGCCGAGCGGCGGCGGGAACGGGAGAAGUGGCAGCUGUCCAAAGAGGAGAAGCGGCGGCGGGAGCGGGAGCUGGGCCGCAGCGGCAGCCGCAGCAGGAGCAGGAGCAGGGAGCGGCGGGGCGGGCGGGAUGAGCGGAGGGACGAGCGGCGCCGCCCCUCCCGCAGCAGGAGCAGGGACGGCAGGGAUCGGAGGGAUGAUAGGGACCGGAGGGACGGGCGGCGAGCCCGCAGCCGCAGCGGCGACCGGCGGCGGCGCUCGCGCAGCCGCAGCCGGGAUCGGCGGGACACCAGGCGGGACGAUCGGCGGUACCGCAGCCGCAGCCGCGACCGGCACGAUGAGCGGGGCAGGCGGGAUGACAGGCGGGACAGGUGCGUGUGGAAGUAG